AUGGAAAUAUUCGAGCCAGGUGACGUGUGUCCCUGGUCAGCUCUAACAGUUGCGUACGAUAUCGACCACGAGUCGUCAUCAGCUUACCGCUCCAUCGGGGUUGAAACAGGAUCGUCAUCACGAAACGUGUUUCGCUGUAUCCAAUCCCGCUCAAAUGAUGAACGACUCAGACUCAAGGUGGCUCGUGCCAUCGUGCUUACGAUCUCUGUUGUGUUAUACGUGUCAACAGCUGGGCCAGCGAACGCCAAAGCCGCAUCCAACUGCGAAAGAAAGAACAACACCUCUCUUUCGUCAAGUCCACUGAUCAACAUAUCGGGGACUGCUUCCGAAGCGCGCUUUUGCAGGAUGGAGCUCAACGUCGACAACGCCAAAGCGCUCUUGGCUCAGCAAGAGCACGAGCUGCAGUCCACACGCGAUGCUCAGUCGAACCUGCGCGCCGCUCAACCCAUCACCGCAUCUACCAUACAUCCAAACGGUACUGCUGUCGACCUCGCACCCGCUGUCGCUGCCGCCGCUUCGACACCCGAGUCUGCGGCUGCGGCUGCGGCUGCGUCACUCCCUCCAGCGAUGGCACCACCAUCGAGCGCACCUCCCACCGCCUCCUCGACAGGCCGCAUGCAGCUCAUCGACGAGCACCAAAAGUUCAACAGCUCCGAAUUCUCUCCACACCUCACUCAAUGGGGACUCGACGACGUCGGCUUCGGCUACGACCUCUGCGCCGUCCUCGGCUCCCAAUCCACCGGCAAAUCCACCCUCCUCAACAAGCUCUUCGGCACCAACUUCGACGUCAUGAGCGAGUCGGCGCGUCAGCAGACCACAAAAGGAAUUUGGAUGUGCAAGGGGCUCAAGAUGAACGUCCUCGUCAUGGACGUCGAAGGAACCGACGGACGCGAACGAGGCGAGGACCAGGACUUUGAACGCAAAUCCGCCCUCUUCUCCAUGGCAUCCGCCGAAGUGCUCAUCGUCAACCUGUGGGAGCACCAAGUCGGUCUCUACCAGGGAGCCAACAUGGGUCUACUCAAGACGGUCUUCGAAGUCAAUCUAGGCCUGUUCCAAGCGAGCAAAGCCAAAACCGUCGGUGCAAAGGACAAGACCUUGCUGCUCUUCGUCAUUCGCGAUCACAUCGGCGUUACACCACUCGAAAACCUCUCCGCCACCAUCAUGGCCGAUCUCUCCAAGAUCUGGUUCUCCCUGUCCAAACCCGAAGGACUCGAAAACUCCAACAUCACCGACUUUUUCGACUUCAUGUUCACCACCCUCCCGCACAAGAUCCUCCAACCCGUCGAAUUCGACCGCGCCGUCGACCUCCUCCGCAACCGCUUCGUCGACCCCAAGGAUCCCAACUUUGUCUUCCGAACCGAGUACCACAAGCGCAUCCCCGCCGACGGUCUACCCCACUACCUCGAGUCCAUCUGGGAACAGGUCAUGACCAACAAAGACCUCGACCUCCCCACCCAGCAGGAGCUCCUCGCGCAGUUCCGAUGCGACGAGAUCGCCAACGCCGCCUUCACCCUCUUCGCUACGGACAUCAAGGGGUUCCGCAAACUCAUCGAAGGCGGUUCUGUUCUCGAAAGCUUGGGUCCGGACAUGGCGCUGCAUCGAGCCGCCGCCAUGAGCAAGUUCGAUCGCGACGCCAGCAGAUACCACCCGGAAGUGUACAAACGCAAACGCAUCGAUCUGCUCGAGAAACUCAACGCCUCGCUCUCACCGUUCUUCCUCGGUCAGCUCAAGAACCUCCACCGAAGCCUGCUCGCCUCCUUCAAGCAGAACGUGCUCGACAGGAUGAAGAACGACGCCAACUACGACUUUGGCUCGCUCGUAGGCGGCGAGAAGAAGGCGGCGAUGGCCAAGUUCGAGUUGGCGGCGAGGGCGGUGCUGCUGGACGAGACGGAUUGGUCGAUCCACGACGAGGUGGCCGAGUUGGAAGCAGAGAUCCAGAGCAUUUCCGAUACGAUGAGGGUCGAGGAGACGCGGAAGAUGGUGGUGGCGAUCGAGCGGACCUUCAAGAAGAACAUUUCAGAGCCGGUGGAAGUCGCCUUGACUUCUCCCAAGGACACACUUUGGGACGAAGUUCUGACAGCAUUUUCGGGACUUCUCGAGCAGGCUGAAGGGAAUUAUCUGAAAAAGGCAAAGAGCUUCAAUUGCACGGACAAAGAGAACGAAGUUGCGUUGAUGGAUUUGAGGAGGAAGAGCUGGUUGAGUUUCCGGGCGAAAGUGGACGAGCAGACGGCGGAUUCCGUCAUGGCAGGCAAACUGCGCGGAUGGUUCGAGGAUCGAUUCCGGUACGACGAUGCUGGUGUUCCGCGGGUCUGGAAACCGGAGGACGACAUCGAUUCGGCCUACCGCAAAGCUCGGGACGAAACGCUGACCCUCAUCCCGCUGUUCUCCAAGAUCCAGCCUUCCAACCCCUCCCUCCUCCCCGACAUCCCCAGCACCUCAGACACCUCCGACCCCGACGCCGACGCAUUCGACCUCCCCUCGACGCUCACCAUCCUCACCCCCACACGCACCUCCUCCAUCGCCUCGCGCUUCCGCAAAGAAGCAGACGCGCUGUACGUCGAAGCCAAACGCUCCACCGUAUCCUCCAUCGCCCAAGUACCGCUCUGGAUGUACGGUGUGAUGCUCGUGUUGGGGUGGAACGAGAUGAUGGCCGUGUUGUCGAGUCCGGUGUACUUUGCGUUCUUGUUGGUGUUGAUCGCCAGCGCGUAUGUUGUUUGGAGGUUGAACCUCAGCGGUCCGCUGUUGAGCGUGGCGAGGGCAGUGGUUAGGGAGGUACAUAGAUUGGCGGAUGACACGUUGAGGAGUCACUUCAGUCAACCCGUGCCCGCUCAGCAGGUCAGACACGACCCGAAACCGGAGGAGAUCGAGUUGCAGGAAAAGUAA
This is a messenger RNA of Pseudozyma hubeiensis SY62, 2883 nucleotides long. RefSeq lists its product as hypothetical. The coding region runs from base 1 to 2883 and encodes 960 amino acids. The transcript has 2 exons. Gene Ontology annotation, molecular function: GTP binding; GTPase activity. The record is from RefSeq and is a predicted model, not a curated record. Gene Ontology annotation, cellular component: endoplasmic reticulum. NCBI's taxonomy places the organism in Eukaryota, Fungi, Basidiomycota, Ustilaginomycetes, Ustilaginales, Ustilaginaceae. Gene Ontology annotation, biological process: endoplasmic reticulum membrane fusion.